AUGUUUGGUGGUCCACCGGAAGGCGCUCAAGUAACUUGGAACGACAAACGACUACCUUAUCAAAUCUUUGAUGACGACAGUAGGGAGAUAAGUCCAGUUGUCGGACAUACAAUGAUUGAAUAUAAAAAAUCAUUGAUUGUAUGGGGCGGUUAUUAUUUUGAGGAAGACAACGAGUUCCGUUAUCGCUCUUCCACGUUUCUGUACAUAUUACCUGCUGGUUUGCUGACCGGUUGUAAAGAUGUUAAGUGGAUACUUUAUCAUGUCCCACAUGGUGAUGUACCUCCAUCAAUUAGUGGUGCUUGUGCUGUAUUAUGUGGCUGUUGCAUUUUUAUCUUUGGAGGCUACGUCCGACGUUCAACUCCCAAUAAUAUCUUGGAAGGCCAGUCAUCGGCAAUGUACGUACUGGAUUUAGUACAAGAACGUUGGUCACUGGUUGUCACUAACGAUGAGAGCCUCAUACCAACACCUCGAGACAAAAUGGCUGGAUGGUGUUACAGGAAGAAGUGUUACUACUUUGGUGGGUAUGGACCGGGCCCUUUUGAUAUGCCAAAUCCAGCGUUAUAUUUGAGAGAUGUGGGAGAAUUUGUCGCUGAUGAAACUAGGCCUUUCUACUGGAAUAACCAGUUACUGAUUUUUGAUCCUGAUCCAACAAAACAGUUGAACUGGACUCUUGCAAAAGUUGGAGGAACGGUGCCUUCAGCCCGUGCAGCAUCUGCAUGCACGUUUCUUGAAAGAUUUAAUGCUAUCCUACUUUUCGGUGGACGAAGUCAAAAUCAACGACUAAAUGAUUUGUACCUGCUUGAUCUGUCAUCCCUCAUCUGGACGCAAAUUGAUGUGACGGGAAUAAACGAACCAGAAGGUAGAACAUGGUGUUCACUCAAUACACUAUUUCCAAAUCAGGCUUUGGUUUACGGUGGAUAUUCGAAUGGAGCUCGGGCACUGUCUGAUUUUUGGAGAAUAGAAGUACAGAAAGAUAGUGUUGGACGUUAUCUAGGAACGUGGACUGCAGUAAAUAUUGAACUUGAAACGAAGUCCUGCAGAUUAUGGCAUACGGCAGCUAUUGUUGAUGGACAACUGUUUGUAUGCGGUGGAACAGAUGCGUUGUUAGAAGAACACAUUAAAAUCAAAGGUGUCUUGAAAAAACGAAUGGAACCGCUUCCGUUAUCGACGAUUUGCUUAGGUGUUCUAUUUCCAGUAGUAAGCGAAGUCAAUAUGUUACCUGCUCCUUUCCAGCUACGUUUUGCAUGGGCUCGUUAUGUUUUAUCUCGAGGUUAUCAAGCGCUUCAUUUAGGUACAGAAUACUUCAAAAAAUACAAACUGUUGGAGAUACUUGAAAUGUGCUGA
This is a messenger RNA of Brugia malayi, 1344 nucleotides long. RefSeq names its product Kelch motif family protein. Bases 1 to 1344 code for a protein of 447 amino acids. The transcript is spliced from 8 exons. The record is from RefSeq and is a predicted model, not a curated record. Gene Ontology annotation, molecular function: protein binding. Lineage: Eukaryota; Metazoa; Nematoda; Chromadorea; Rhabditida; Onchocercidae.